GUAUAUAAUAACGUCAUUUCCGCCACCCGCUCCUUUCCGCGUUGCCUAGAGAGGGGUCCAUACGGCGUUGUUCUGAGUUCCCAGCGUAACUUAAAGGGAAACUUUAACAAUGUCCGGAGCCCUUGAUGUCCUGCAAAUGAAAGAGGAGGAUGUCCUCAAAUUUCUUGCAGCAGGAACCCACUUAGGUGGCACCAACCUUGACUUCCAGAUGGAGCAGUACAUCUACAAAAGGAAAAGUGAUGGCAUCUACAUCAUAAAUUUGAAGAGAACCUGGGAGAAGCUUCUGCUGGCAGCUCGUGCCAUUGUUGCCAUUGAAAAUCCUGCUGAUGUCAGUGUCAUAUCAUCCAGGAACACUGGCCAGCGAGCGGUGCUGAAGUUUGCCGCUGCCACUGGAGCCACUCCUAUUGCUGGCCGCUUCACUCCUGGAACCUUCACUAACCAGAUCCAGGCAGCUUUCCGGGAGCCAAGACUUUUGGUGGUCACUGAUCCCAGGGCUGACCACCAGCCUCUCACAGAGGCGUCGUACGUUAACCUGCCCACCAUUGCUCUGUGUAACACAGACUCGCCCCUGCGCUAUGUGGACAUUGCCAUCCCCUGCAAUAAUAAGGGAGCUCACUCCGUGGGUCUCAUGUGGUGGAUGCUGGCCCGGGAAGUCCUCCGCAUGCGUGGCACCAUCUCCCGUGAGCACCCAUGGGAGGUCAUGCCUGAUCUCUACUUCUACAGGGAUCCUGAAGAGAUUGAAAAGGAAGAGCAGGCUGCUGCUGAAAAGGCUGUGACGAAGGAGGAGUUUCAGGGCGAGUGGACGGCUCCAGCUCCCGAGUUUACUGCUACCCAGCCUGAGGUGGCAGACUGGUCUGAGGGCGUUCAGGUGCCCUCUGUGCCUAUUCAGCAGUUCCCUACUGAAGACUGGAGUGCCCAGCCUGCCACUGAAGACUGGUCUGCAGCCCCCACCGCUCAAGCCACUGAGUGGGUGGGAACCACCACAGAGUGGUCUUAAGCUGUUCUUCUGACAGGGACAGAAAGUGGAAGUAAGGUUAACGGAAAAUAAACAGUUUUUAAAAGUUAUGUCCAUUUCAGUUUACAGGCGUGAGAUUUUAUACAAGGUGGUAUGAGGAACCUUGUCAUCCUGUCCGUCAUACCAUAGCAUUCUUUGGGAAUGUGGUCAGGGUGGCCACAGCUACUAGUGGGCCAGCCGCACACUGCGGGAGCUUCCUCCUCCAGCGAGCGGCAGAAUCCAGCAACAAACCUAAGCGGCAGGCCUGGGAAACUUUCUGCUUCAAAAGCCUCACCCUUUUUUGUCUGUAGGGUCUGUGAGAGGGUUGUAUGAGUAGCAGUAUUUUCAUGCUGUAUUAAAAUGCUGUUCCAUGUUGGCCA
Condylura cristata (star-nosed mole) is the source of this 1374-nucleotide messenger RNA. It is a transcript of the gene RPSA, whose product is annotated as ribosomal protein SA. The record is from RefSeq and is a predicted model, not a curated record. The coding region runs from base 110 to 997 and encodes 295 amino acids. Gene Ontology annotation, biological process: cytoplasmic translation; ribosomal small subunit assembly. Gene Ontology annotation, cellular component: 90S preribosome; cytosolic small ribosomal subunit; ribosome. The transcript is spliced from 7 exons. Gene Ontology annotation, molecular function: laminin receptor activity; structural constituent of ribosome. NCBI's taxonomy places the organism in Eukaryota, Metazoa, Chordata, Mammalia, Eulipotyphla, Talpidae.